AUGGUUCUCGAUAUGAGAGCCAAGAUAAGGAAGUUUGUUUCUAGCUUGGGCAUACAUGUGAAUAAGUUGUGUCAAGCAGCUUUGUUGAUCUCAAAUAUGGACACCUUCAAACUCAUGGUAUAUGCUCAGCAAGUUGAGGAGAAUAAUAAGAAGGAUAGAGAGGAGAAUCAAAGCAAGAAUGCCAAAUACACAGGCAAUGAGGGCAACAAUCAGAAAAGUGGAAAUGUUAGUCGCUCUUUCUUUCAGAAGAGGUCUUCUAGUUAUACACCAUCUUCAGCGAGUACAUCUACAGACAACAAUAAGAAUGAAAAGAGGUCUCAAGCCAGGCAAGGUGAUGCAGGAAACAGAGCCCAAUCUUCUUUGGCAGCUCUGCCAAAUAAAGGUAAUCAUAGAGGGUCUAAUUCAGGAGUAGGCGGAGGUUCAAACCAUCUAUAUGAUUCGGAAAAUUACCAUGACUGA
Messenger RNA from Solanum dulcamara, 459 nucleotides. RefSeq lists its product as uncharacterized. The transcript has 2 exons. The record is from RefSeq and is a predicted model, not a curated record. Lineage: Eukaryota; Viridiplantae; Streptophyta; Magnoliopsida; Solanales; Solanaceae. The coding region runs from base 1 to 459 and encodes 152 amino acids.